AUGAAGUACGAUCUCGACGAAACCUUUGGAGUAAUCUUCAAAGAAAGCAUUUCUGCCCUCCUGGAUCAGCUGAUCGAUAUUCAAAGACACAAGGUUAAUCGCGAUGACUCGGAGCGGUGGGUGCAACGUUUGCGAUUCAUAGAUAUCUCUAGCGUCCCAGAUUUGACGCAAAGCGAUGAUGGACUACUCGUCAAGUACAGUAAAAACACCAAGUCGACCUGUGACAGAGAGAAACCGUUGCUUGUUCUUCCCCUCAGGGAACAGGGAGAAGAUGACGGUGAAACACAAUAUGUUGCUGUAUCCUGGAAGUGGAUCAAAAGCGGCGAACAGUCACCGCCAUGGGGUUACGAUGUUAGAGAGAGCUUCGAUUACCGGAUCCAGCGAUCGGGCCAACCCGCACGCAAGAGCGAGUUUCCCGAUCAUUAUCUAGAACGAGUGAUUAUGUUUGCUCAGUUUCACGAGAUUGACAAACUCUGGAUCGACAAGGAAUGCAUCUACCAGGAAGAUGAUAAUGAUCGCAGGCUAGGAAUUCAGAUCAUGGAUGAGGUUUAUGGGGGGAGUACCUGGUCGCUGGGGCUACUCACCAUUCCACUCAUGCAUCACAAAGAUGUCGUCAUACUCAACGAGCUCUUGUCCAGAUCCAUCUUUGAAAAUCCAAAAGACAAUGAAGCACCACAAUACAAGCACGGCCUCGGCACGAGGAUCAUGGAAACCCAAAUGCUUAUUCUUCAAAUACUGAACGAUCCGCGAUGGUCGCGCGGUUGGAUCUUCCAAGAGGAUCACUUGGCCUCGGACAGAAUGGUUAUCUUCAUUCCUCACUCGAGUCAUGUUGAGACGGAAGGUCUAUCGUAUGAAUUUGGAACGCUCCCAGGUAAUCUUCGGAUCAAACUUUCUGAUCUUCGGCAAUCCGUCACCAUGUUCUGCUUGGCGAAUGGUGAGAAUGAGUCCCAGUGGCCCAACAACGAGAUGCUGUCGAGGUUGAAGCAAUACAACAUAUCGAACAAGGAGUCACACAAGACGGAGCUGGACCCUACAAUCACGCACAAAAUGCGUUCGUGGGCAGAAGGUAAUACAUACGGUUGCAAGACAAUCCAAACGCAAACGAUGAACUGCUAUAACGAGUCCAUCUAUCCAAGCAGUACAUUCAGUAUAUUCGCCGAUAUACAUAACCGCUCUCUACAGAAUAUGGAGGAUAGAAUAUCCAUCAUGGCCAACGCCGCGAAAUUUUCAACACGCCUCGACGUCACCCCAAACUCCCCCCUCGUAAAGCGCGACUACAGUCUAUCAGCCAUCCUCCUAGCCCUGAUCGUACUCAACGGCGAGAUCCUAAGAACCGACAUCCCCCUCAACGAAAACGACAUCAUGAAAUACACACUACAAGACUACCUCAAGAAAGUGCAGUACAAAUUCAACGCCCCGAUACCCAGAAUGAGCCAAACGUACAUCGAUCACUGCCGCUUCAACUCGCCCAAAAUCACACACCGCGGUAUCGAAGUAAAAGGCUUCCUGUACAAACUCGUCGCAUACGAUAAUCCCAACACACCAAACCCCCUAAAAGUAACCGACACCGACCGCAAACUCCUCGAACCCUUCGCCAAACACCCAAAUUUAAAGCCCCAUCCGGGAAGGACCCUCGCCCCCCUCGCCGAUGUGGUAAUCCUCGUCCUCAUCAAGAACCUAGACGAGUACUUCGGCCCAAACAGCCCGCUAUCAGACUUCCUAAACCACAACCUCGAUCUCGAUCGCACACUGCGCCGGUCGGAAAAGCCCGCCACGUCCUACGUCCUGGACAUGAUGCUCGGCAUCGUUCGCGCCCUGCUCGUCGGCCGCGAUCUGUGCUUCGCACGCUUAGUCGGGGAGCCUGACUGCGCGCCCCCGUCUGCGAUUGUCAUUGAGCCCCUGCGCGCGGAUGGGUGGGUCGGAGGACAGAGCAGUGGUGAUGGCGCGGGGCCGUCGUACGUGUUUACUAGCUGGGAUAAUGGGUGGCGGGACCAUGGUAUGCAGCGGUUGGCGAGUAUUGAUGUGGGGCCUUUUUCGGGGGGUGAGGUGGAUGGGCGGGAUAAUGUGCUGAGGAGUUAUGGGUGGGUGAAUGGCGUGUUUGACUUUAAGGGUGGGGAGAUGGGGACGAAAAAAGAAAAGAACAAUCGGGGUAUAUCCAAUAGUGCGCCCAGCCGCCCAUUGCCCCGUGAACGCCUAGUAUGUCGCAGUGUUCAUGACACUGUCGAACAAUAA
Dothidotthia symphoricarpi CBS 119687 is the source of this 2232-nucleotide messenger RNA. RefSeq lists its product as uncharacterized. The transcript has 2 exons. NCBI's taxonomy places the organism in Eukaryota, Fungi, Ascomycota, Dothideomycetes, Pleosporales, Dothidotthiaceae. The coding region runs from base 1 to 2232 and encodes 743 amino acids. The record is from RefSeq and is a predicted model, not a curated record.